UCUCCAAAUUUCUACUUCACGGAUCCGCUUCAAAGAGGCAGCUGCAGUGGAGAAUCAUGUUAAGCUCGGCUACUGCGGAGAGCGCAAGGUAGCCCAAUGAUGGAUUUUGAUGAGCGUGGUCCCUGCUCCUCUAACAUGUAUUUGCCAAGUUGUACUUACUACGUCUCGGGUCCAGAUUUCUCCAGCCUCCCUUCUUUUCUGCCCCAGACCCCGUCUUCGCGCCCAAUGACAUACUCCUACUCUUCCAACCUGCCCCAGGUCCAACCCGUGCGCGAAGUGACCUUCAGAGAGUACGCCAUUGAGCCCGCCACUAAAUGGCACCCCCGCGGCAAUCUUGCGCACUGCUACUCCGCGGAGGAGCUGGUGCACAGAGACUGCCUGCAGGCGUCCAGCGCGGCCGGCGUGCCCGGCGACGUGCUGGCCAAGAGCUCGGCCAACGUCUACCACCACCCCACCCCCGCCGUCUCGUCCAAUUUCUAUAGCACCGUGGGCCGCAACGGCGUUCUGCCGCAAGCUUUCGACCAGUUUUUCGAGACGGCCUACGGCACCCCGGAAAACCUCGCCGCCUCGGACUACCCCGGGGACAAGAGCGCGGAGAAGGGGCCCCCCGCGGCCGCGGUGACUUCCGCGCCGGCGGCGGCGGCCACGGGCACGCCGGCAACUUCAAGUUCGGACGGAGGCGGCGGCGGCUGCAGGGAGGCGGCGGAGGAGAAGGAGCGGCGGCGGCGCCCCGAGAGCAGCAGUAGCCCCGAGUCGUCUUCCGGCCACACUGAGGACAAGGCCGGCGGCUCCAGUGGCCAACGCACCCGAAAAAAGCGCUGCCCCUACACCAAAUACCAGAUCCGGGAGCUGGAGCGGGAGUUCUUCUUCAGCGUAUACAUCAACAAAGAGAAGCGCCUGCAGUUGUCUCGGAUGCUCAACCUCACUGACCGGCAGGUCAAAAUCUGGUUUCAGAACAGAAGGAUGAAGGAAAAAAAAAUUAACAGGGACCGUUUACAGUACUACUCUGCCAACCCGCUCCUCUAAGGCUCCAGUCAGCUGAAGGGGGGGGGGGCUUCACACAGGAGAUUUUAUGCAGAUUUACCCUUGACAAGGUCAAGGCACAUGAGGUGACUUUUGAAAAACAGGGGAAGCACGAGUAGGGAGGUGACACCACACGGCAAGAGGCCCAGGACUGUUCUGGGCAUCUGUACUUAAAGUUUCUAAUAAUAAUUGAAUUCUGGGAGUUGUGCAUCAAUUGAAAUGGAUGGCAUGUCCCCCCGCCCCCCAGACUCUGGAGCUUGAGUGAGCUGGGUGUGGUCUCCAUCAGGGACUGGGCCGCCUUCCAGGUCCUUUGGAGACUGACCCUGGCCCAGGACCCUCCACAUGGAGCCUGCACACCCCCAGGACUCCUUCAGCAGAAGCUAUUCAUUGACUAAAUCCAGUUCAGUUUAGGGACAAGGGCAGGAGGAGGCAGAGGGAGGAUUCCUACCUGUCCGGAAUGUUACAAAGUCAGUAUGAAAGAUGGCUAGACUAAGAAGUAGAUCUAAAGUAGGAAGGGACUACUGAUCCUUGAGGGGGAGGAAAUGUACUAUUCCAGGUGGCUAGGGUGACUAGCAUCCCUAGUCAUCCACCGACCAAAAUGAACUGUCCAGGCCUGAGCUGUUAGCAGCUACCUCCUCCAACCCUUCUAAUUUUUCCUACCCAUGAAGCUCUUCUUCCUGGUCUAGUACUCAGACCUAAAGCCGGCUGGAAGGCUGGAAGAGCAGACAGCUCUCAGAGAAGAAGACAUCAAAAAGUCAAGAGGCUGAGCAUAGGCCGCUGGUCCCAAGGUCUCUGCAGGAAAUGCCUGCAGAGUGCAGCAGCUUGGCAAAACCUCCACCACACUUCGUGGAAGCUCGGGUUUUUCUCUGCAGUGCAACAGGCCUGCCUGGUCAGUGGUCCCAGGAGUCCACUGACUAUGAGGAGAUCAGUUCCCCUAAAGCCCCAGGUUGGUCCUGGCACCACACUCUGGCCUUCACCACCCCAGAACAAGGCUUGGAAUCUUCUAGCGACCUCCCAAGAGCUGGGCAGGAAACAAUUUGGAAUUAUUUUAAAAGAUAAAUAUUAUAUUAAAUAUAUAUUUCCCUGCAGGAACCAAAGCAAAUUUUAAAAGAUGUAAUGUUGGGGGUGGGGGAUGGGUGAAGAAGAUAAUAUUUAAAGGCUCUGUUUACAGUGUUUCAUGGUUAAAAUCACUCACUGCUAAGAAUAUUUGAAUGUAUGCCUCAUACAGGGAUGGUGUUGAAAAGACUUGUAAAUAAAGGAACCAUAAUCUA
Messenger RNA from Erinaceus europaeus (western European hedgehog), 2294 nucleotides. It is a transcript of the gene HOXA11, whose product is annotated as homeobox A11. The transcript is spliced from 2 exons. Gene Ontology annotation, molecular function: DNA-binding transcription factor activity, RNA polymerase II-specific; RNA polymerase II cis-regulatory region sequence-specific DNA binding. The record is from RefSeq and is a predicted model, not a curated record. Gene Ontology annotation, biological process: anatomical structure development; regulation of transcription by RNA polymerase II. Gene Ontology annotation, cellular component: nucleus. Bases 97 to 1026 code for a protein of 309 amino acids. Lineage: Eukaryota; Metazoa; Chordata; Mammalia; Eulipotyphla; Erinaceidae.